Lytechinus variegatus (green sea urchin) is the source of this 5593-nucleotide messenger RNA. RefSeq names its product ATP-binding cassette sub-family C member 9-like. The transcript has 31 exons. The coding region runs from base 344 to 4987 and encodes 1547 amino acids. The record is from RefSeq and is a predicted model, not a curated record. Gene Ontology annotation, cellular component: membrane. Gene Ontology annotation, molecular function: ATP binding; ATP hydrolysis activity; ABC-type transporter activity. Gene Ontology annotation, biological process: transmembrane transport. Lineage: Eukaryota; Metazoa; Echinodermata; Echinoidea; Temnopleuroida; Toxopneustidae.
GCAGUGUUUCAGAAAGCUUUAUUCAUUUUUUGUUGAAUAUGCUUGUAGAAGCAAUUUUGAUAUUUCUAAUAAAUUACAAACCAACAGGAAGGUACGUUUCAGAACUUUGCUAUUAGAUGAACAGUGGAAGUUAUUCUGGCUUUCAAUUGUACAUUGGAUGCCAUCAAGAUUUAAUGUCUUCUGAUAAUAACCAUUGAGAUUAUGCCUAAAGUAAUUUCCGAUGUCGCUAAGUAAUUUAUUAUAGAAAUGUGACACUGAGAACAUCGAAACCUAUAGGAUUUAAUCAUAGAUUGCUGCAUUUCGGAGUGAUUUUUUUCUAUUCUACAGGAACUAACUUAUUACGAUGAUGAGUGGAUGGGACUGGUUUUGUGGUGUAAACUACACACUUGAUUCUGGCACAGGAUUGAACAACUCAUGUUUAAUCAACGGCAUCAUCGUAGUCCCGCAGCUCGGUUUCGUCGUUAUUUCAUCUAUUAUCCUCCUUUUACUCGCCGUCUGCUCCACCUCUGAGAGACAAAACAGUUCCAAGUAUCACCUACAGCUUCCAGGCCACACCCCAAGAUGGCUUCUGACCUACAUCCUCCUUGUCCUAACACUCUCCUUCUUAGCAGAAGGUAUUCUGACCAACGAUACCUACCUCGCCAACUCCUUACCACAUCAACCGCAUCUCUAUGUUGUAGGAGUGGCGAUGUUUCUUGGGGCAAUACUAUCCAUUGUUUAUUACCACGUGAUGGAAAAAUGGCGUGAACGUCAUAUGGUUUGGCUUCUAUUCGUUUAUUGGAUAACAACUUUGUUUUCAUUGGCAGUCGAGAUGGUGCACAUUAAAAGAAGAGGAGAUAUUAACUUUCAGAACGUCAGCUUUGAUAUCACUUUGCUGCUUCUUUUUGUAGUUGGUAUGUUCCUAGUCAAUGAGAUGAUCCUCUGUUGUCAUAUGGUAUUCGGUUGCUUAGCCGAAGCGCAUGGUCUAUACGGUGGCGACACGGAAAAGGAAGACAUGAACUAUCUCCAUGACUACAGUGCAUUGCCCUCUUCUCUCACUUACUUUUGGAUGAAUUGGCUGUUUGCUGUAGGAUACAAGAAAAACAUCGAACCAAAUGACCUGGGAAACAUUCCAGAAAAACAUUCGUCGCUCUACCAACACGAAAGAUUCAAAAAGAACUUCCUUAUUGAACAGGAGAGAGCGUUGAGAAAUCACAAGAAGAUCAGUCUAUCUCGAGUGUAUUGGAAUACUUACGCUCAAAAGAUGAUUCCAGCAGGGAUACUCAAAUUGUGCGGAGAUUGCCUGAAUUUAGUUGGUCCCUUGUGCAUAAGUGGAAUAGUAUUAUUCGUCACAAACGCCCUUUACGGAACACAAGAUGAGAAUGUUCCUAGCCCUCAUCAUGUUACAAUUGAUGAAUUUUUUGGGAAUGGUUUCGUUUUGGUCGGAGUAAUUUACAUAGCAGCUUUAACUCGCCAUACAAUGGACCAGACAUAUUACUAUAUAUGUGCCGUAGAGGGAGUUCACGUGAAAUCCGCAAUUCAGAGUAUGGUGUAUGAGAAGUCUCUCCGGUUGUCGACAUAUGCCAUGUCAGGUGGUAUGAUGACGAUGGGUCAGGUGACCAAUCACAUGUCAGUUGAUGCAGCCAAUGUUCAGUUUUUCUUCGAUCGCGGCAAUGAAGUGUGGGUUGCACCAAUUCGGAUUGCGGUAACCUUAGUAUUGCUUUAUCUCCAGUUGGGACCACCUGCAUUCAUUGGAGUAGCUAUAUUCUUCCUCGUUGUUCCAGUACAAUUGAAGAUUGCAACAGCUUAUGCGAAUAAUAUGAAAGGGGUCAUGGCUAAAGCAGACCAAAGAUUGAAAUCAUCUAAUGAAAUGUUGCAAGGAAUGAAGAUACUGAAGCUUUAUGGAUGGGAAAGGAUGUUCAAAGGAUUUAUCAAGGUUAUAAGAGGAAAAGAGUUGGACAAACUCUCCGUAGUUUAUCUUCUUGCUGCCAUUAACUUUGUUGUCAAUUCUGGGACCCCAAUAGUAGCGAAUCUCCUGUGUUUUUCAACGUAUACUGCCAUUACUGGGAAGGUCCUCACACCCGAUGUCGCUUUUUCAUCACUAUCCCUGCUCAAUGCCCUGACUGACCCGAUGUUCGUUCUUCCCUUUGUGAUCAAUCUGUUUGUGACUGCCUGGGUGAGCACGAACAGAUUGAGUUUCUUCCUCAGUGGUCCAGAAAUUGAAACCAAAGAUGACUUUGGAAGGGUGGUAGAGGACACUAUGAAAAACGGAAAGAUAAAAUCGGCCUCGCAUGAAGAUCACGAGAUUCAAAUGACGAAAUCACUGACAAUGAGUUAUGAGGACAAGAAGUCAUACGGGUCCAUGGAUUCGAGGUCCAAUAGAGAAUUCAUUCCAGCAGAUGUCGCAAUACGUGUUCGGGACGGCUUUUACACAUGGGAUCCCGAUUCCGCAAUACCGGUCAUAAGAGAUAUCAACGUAGACAUACCAGCAGGUCAACUAACAGUGAUUAUAGGUACGGUUGGGAGUGGAAAAUCAUCCUUGUUACAAGCUAUGAUGGGAGAAAUGACGACAUUAAGAGGACAAGUUUUAGUACAGAAUGGAUCAACAAUAGCAUACGGGCCUCAGAAGGCAUGGCUGAUGAAUGCUUCACUAAAAGGAAACAUCCUAUUUGGAUCUUCUUUUGACAAUCUCAAGUACCAGAAGGUCGUAGACGCGUGCGCUCUUGGUCCAGAUAUCGCGAUGUUACCUGGAGGAGAUCAUACAGAGAUCGGUGAAAAGGGUAUCAACCUGAGUGGUGGGCAGAAACAGCGAGUCAGUGUAGCUAGGACCAUGUAUUCUGACAGAGAUAUUGUCAUAUUGGACGAUCCUUUGUCAGCUCUCGACAUGCAUGUCGGAGCUCAUCUCUUCGAAAAUGGUAUUCUCAAGAUUCUCAAGAAACAGAAACGAACCAUUAUCCUCGUCACCCAUCAAUUACAGUAUUUACCAGAGGCUGAUAAGAUCAUUGUAAUGCAAGAUGGGCGUGUCGCUCUUCAUGGUGACCCAGAAGAAAUUGCCAAGGCUGACCCUUCACUGUGUGAUGAUUGGCAGAGAGCGAUGCAGACAUUCAGCGAAUCAGAAGCGGAACUCUCAGGGGCCGAGUCUGAAGCUAUCUUAGAAGAAAGAAAGGCUCUAAAGAAACAAAUAUCUCGACUUGUCCCUAGAUCAAGAACACCCUCCGAAGCUUCAGAAACGGAGAAAGGGCGACUGAUAGUGACAGAGGACCAAGAGAAGGGUUCUGUUUCAUAUAAGGUCUAUCUCUCAUAUUUCAAGUCGAUGAACUAUGUCAUAGCAUUCCUCAUCAUCAUCACUGUCCUACUGAGGGCAGGUAUCCAAAUAGGCACAAACUUCUGGCUAGCAAUCUGGUCUGAAGACAGUUUGACAACCAAUGAUACAAAGACUUUGCUAGAUGAUACAAACUACUACGUUGCAAUAUAUUCUGUUUUCUCGAUCGGUAAUAUUGUGAUGAGAGCUGUCUCAGUUGGUGCGAUAACAGUGGGAUGUUACCUUGCUGCCAAGAACAUGCAUCACAACAUGCUGGAUAAUGUCAUCGCAAUACCCAUGCGGUUUUUUGACACCACGCCUAUUGGGAGAAUACUGAAUCGCUUUUCGACCGAUACACAGUAUAUAGAUCAGAGGCUUUUACAGACCGUACGAACGAUUGUCAAUCUUAUGUCACAAUUGCUCUCAUCGUUCAUCGUCAUCAUCACAGUCAGUUUCUACUUCUUGAGUUUCAUUGUGCCAAUCGCCAUUGGGUUCGUACUCCUUCUUGGAUAUUACAUCAUCACAUCAAGAGAAUUACAGCGAUGUGAGAGCGUCACCCGAUCACCCGUCUUUGCUCACUUUUCUGAGACCCUUGGAGGACUGCCAACCAUUAGAGCCUUUCGUGAUGAAAAGAGAUUUUUCCAAAUCGCACUUGAUCGGAUACUGCAAAACAACCGAGUGUUUCUAUACCUGGUUACUGCACAGAGAUGGGUGGCAAUUAGACUGGAUUAUCUUGGUGCACUAUCCGUCCUUUGCUCGAGUCUUGCUUCCCUUCUUGGUGCCUUCUAUUUCAAUAUAGAUGCUAGCUAUGUCGGGCUUGCUAUAUCAUACUCAUUAGAGAUAUCUCUGUAUAUGAAUCUCGUGGCAAGAUCAGCUGCAGAUUUAGAACUUCAAAUGAACGCAGUAGAGAGGGUUCAAUACUACACGGAUGUACCCACAGAAGACUACAGUGGAAAGCAACCGCCUGAUUCUUGGCCAGAUAAAGGCCAAAUCCAACUUGAUGAUAUUAGUGUCCGGUACGCUAGUGAUCUUGAUUCUGUACUCAAAGGAGUUACACUAAGUAUUCCUCAAAAAGAAAAGCUCGGUAUAUGUGGACGGACGGGAAGUGGGAAAUCUUCUUUAACUCUGGCGUUAUUUAGAAUCAUUGACACAUUUAAAGGCCGCAUUAUCAUUGACGGAAUCGACAUCGCUUCCGUUCCUCUUCUUACACUUCGUCAACGUAUCUCCAUCAUUCCUCAAGAUGCCUUCCUAUUCACUGGAACUAUCAGGUUGAAUUUAGAUCCAACCGGUUCUAAAGAGGAAUCAGAAUUGUGGAAUGCUUUGGAGAUUGCCCAGCUGAAGGAAGUAGUCCAGCAACUUGAAGGAGCACUAGAUUAUGAAGUGACAGAAGGUGGGGACAAUUUCAGUGUUGGACAGCGACAGUUAUUCUGCCUUGCAAGGGCCUUUUUGAGAAACUCCACGAUCGUGGUCAUGGAUGAGGCUACGGCAUCUAUCGACCAGGAAACGGAUCGUCUUAUUCAGGACGUUGUUUCUGAUGUAUUCCAGGACAGGACAGUGCUCACGAUUGCACACCGUGUAGGAACCAUUCUCGAGUCGGACACCAUUCUUACUCUCAGUGAUGGAAACGUCAUCGAAUACGAUUCACCCUCCAACUUACUGGAACGAGCCGAUAGCACAUUUGCUUCACUAGUAAAGGCGGGAAAAUAACAGAAAAGUGAAAUGUAUAGAGCCGUCAACCGCGCAUAAAUAUUUCGGGAAGCGUUUCAUGAAUAUUUUUUGUCAAUGUUUUUCCCCAACAGAUAUUUAAUGCUACUGGAAAUAAUUGCAUCUGAUUGGCUGAAGGCAAAUUAAUCUGUGAAAAACACUGACAAAACUCCUCAUGAAAUACUCCCCACUUCGAAAAAUAGAAAUACCUGGCUUUGGAAUAAUCCAAUUUUGUCCACAUCUAGUUUGUGUGUGUUGUCCUGAUUAUGGCUGCUAUUAUAUACCAUUUUAUCGUCGUUUUGCCAUUCAUUGGUUUGCCAAUAUCGCCUAGCUGAUUAAACGGACGGCAAAUAGACCAACUGGUCAUGAGAUGAAACGGAUGGACGAAAAGGCAGUUAUUCCACUUGAUGGUGUACGAAUAUUAUCCAUUAUUUUAGGCAGCGCGGGUAAUAAUGAUUCUGACGGUAGUGGUGAUAAUAACGACGACGAUGGGGAUGAUGACGAUGAUGGCGAUAUCAAGAUAUAGGCAAUUAAGAAUUGAUCAAUGAACUCUGAUUGUAUUCGGAGAUUGUUUUAAUUUCAAGGCAUUAUGUCUCGUAAUAUUUGAUA